CAUUGUUACAAAGUCGAGGAUAAGUGAGAAAAAUCUCCAUCACCUUUGAAAUAAACCUUUUUUUGCAGUUCAAGACACCAUAAAAUGGCUCAAAAAUCUGAAUGGAAGAAUCUUGGAUACGAGCUCUACAAGGAGUGGAAAGGAGAAGACGAUUUUAAUGCAAAAAUGGAGCAGUUGAAUAAGGAUCCACCUGCCCCAGGAAUCUUCAGUCAAGCACAACUACAGUUUCACGUGACUAAGAUUAAGACCCUUUUCGGUUUGGCAGCAUUGAAAACGCAAAAGCGCGGCACACAUGCCAAUGGCUUUGGGGCGUUUGGAAAAAUACAAAUCGUCAACAGCCCUCAGUUUCCAGAGCACGAGUUCUUUACUUCUGGUAAGACAUUUCCGGUUCGUCUUCGUCAUUCUAAUUUAUCUUUUGAUGACGAUGCGAAGUGCGACUUCAGAGGAGCCGCCUUGAAAUUGGCUGACAGUGACGACCAGUCUCCUCUCGACAUCAUCAUGUCAACCGGUCGCUCGGCAGUGCUUUGGGAUGUGAAUGCAAUUUACGAUGCACUUAAUUCCAAAAUCAGUGGAGACUUCAAAGGAUAUCUGCUUACAUCACCUCAACAUUUGUUUACCAAUAUCGAUGGAAUUCGACGACCCCCCGACUCGUGCACAGAUCAGGUCUACUAUCCACAAAUGCCGUCCUACUUUAAAGCAAAGGAUGGAACACCAAGAUACGUCAAGUAUCGAAUGAUCAACGCUGAUGGUAGCCCGGAGACGGGCCGUCUGACGCAGCAGGAGCAAAGAAAAGUCUGGGAUCGCGAAAGGUAUCCCGAUGAAAAACGUUCGAAACGCUAUCUUCGCGAGGAAUACAUCCAACGACUUUCCAAAGGACCUAUUAAGUACAAAUUACAACUCCAAUUGCAUGAAGUCUCUCCAAGCGACUCCCAGCAAAUACUGAGUGCCGCCAAGCAAUGGAAUGACGACACGCAUCCAUGGAUGGACUUGGCUGACGUCACUAUUACAACAAUGCUCCCUGAUGACGAAGUAGAACGCACUAAGUAUAACGUUGCUAAUUGUCCGCCAUCCCUUGGCAUUAUAGGGUCUCCUAAGUCCAUGUAUGACUUUACAUGCAUCAAUUAUAUUAGAAAAAGAAUUUACAAAAGGAGUCAGAAGAUGAGGCUUCUCACGAGUCCUGAUGAGAAUGAAGGCGGGAUGGUGACGUAUUUGAUCACCGUGGAAACUGGUGACGUCAAGCACGCGGGGACAAAUGCAACCAUCUCCAUUACAAUGACUGGAUCAAAGGGUCGAACCGACGCCAUAGUCCUCGACAAGACAUUCCAUGACGAUUUCGAGAGAGGUGACUAUGAAGAGUACCAAGUGAAAGCCAUGGAUGUAGGUGACCUCUACGUCAUCCGUAUCCAUAACGACGGGGGAGGAUCACUUUUCAAGAAUCCUGAUUGGUUCGUUAACAAGGUGACUGUUUUGAAAGAAGGAAGUGAGACACCUUACGAGUUCCCGUGUUACUGUUGGGUGUUGAAGGAUCUGACAGUUUUUAAUGGCUCAGGUUUGUUACCCCAACAAGAUCAACCAGAAAUCGUGCGUAUCACUCGUGAGCUACAAACCCAACAACGCCAACAAGAAUAUCACUGGAUGAGCAGAGAAACUUUCUCUCAUUUCCCUGGAUGCAUCAACGCAGCAGAACACGAUGAGAUUCCCAAAGACUCACAGUUUUCUGACCCCUCAAUCAAGUCCUUUAACACAGGGCGCAUUCAUGCUGGGAUAAACCUUGGUAUUACUUAUCUGAUGACUCUUUUUGAGAACUGGGAUGAACUGGAUGACUUCAAGGACAUGUAUACAGGUUGGGUUGUUGAAGACAGACCUAAGUAUGCUGAAAAUGAUGUUUGGCUUGAAGAUCGUGUUUUUGGGAUGCAGUACUUGAAUGGAGUCAAUCCAAUGAUGAUUCAAAGAUGCGACAAGCUGCCUGAAGGCUUUCCUGUCACUCAUGCUCUUGUGGCCAAUCUGCUAGAUCGUGGACUUACCUUAGAACAGGAAUUACAAGCAGGUCACGUUUAUCUGGCUGAUUAUUCAAUCCUAGAAGGAAUUAGACGUAAUGGAGAGGGUACAGACAAGGUACGUUACGUCACAGAACCUUUGGUUUUGUUGUACGUGAACAGUGCAGGGGAUCUUGUACCCAUCGCAAUACAGCUGCACACUAAGACCAGUGAAACCAAUCCAAUAUGGACGCCAAAUGACUCUAAACUGGACUGGAUGUUUGUCAAAAUGUGGGCAAAAGCUGCGGAUCUCCAGGUUCACCAGAUGAUAUCUCACUUGCUUCGGACACAUCUCACCAUGGAGUGCUUUGCUGUUUCCUCGUGGCGAAACCUUCCUUCCAUCCACCCAGUCUUCAAACUACUGUUUCCUCACAUUCGAUCAGUCAUGGCUAUAAACACUUUGGGCAGAAAGGAUCUGAUAAACAAGGGAGGAAUCUCUGAUGUCACCCUGAGUAUCGGUGGAGGUGGCCAUAUUCAGCUCAUUCAGAAAUUCUACAAGAAGUUCACUUGGGAUAUGUUGGAUGUUCCAAAGGAUCUUGAGAGGAGAGGACUGACUAACAAAGAAAAACUGCCAAACUUUCUCUACAGAGAAGAUGCUUUGGUAUUAUGGGAAACGAUUUUUGACUUCAUACGAGAGAUCAUGGGUGUGUAUUAUCACAGUGAUAAUGAUGUACUCGAAGAUAAAGAGCUCCAAGCAUGGGUCAAGGAUAUCCAUGACAACGGCUUCCCCUCAGUCGAAGAUGAUGUUGAUCACCAGUUUCCUCAGAGGUUGGAAACACGUGAUGACGUCAUUAAAGUGCUGACAUGCGUAGUCUUUACCUGUUCAUGUCAGCAUGCAGCUGUCAACUUUGGCCAACUUGAAGUUUAUUCUUUCAUUCCUAAUGCGCCUCCAACAAUGCAGCUUCCUCCACCAACGAAAAAGGGAGAGACAAAUAUGAAAAGGAUCAUGAGUACCUUGCCUUCCAAGUGGCAGACAGCAUGGCAUAUUGGAACGAUGCAUACUCUGACCCGCUUCGCAGAGGACGAGAAAUUUCUUGGAGAUUAUUCGGGUGGUUUGUUUGUUGACCAGGAUGCACUCAAGGCGAUCUCCAACUUCCAGGAGAAGCUUCAAAAGAUAUCAGAUUCCAUCAAAUCUCGCAAUGAAACGCUAGAAUGGCCAUACACCUAUCUGUUGCCCGAAAGAGUUCCUAACAGCGUUGCCAUCUAAGUUCGCUUUUUUAUAAGCUUUUUUUUAUUAUUGGAUUUUAUUAGUUUUACUGGGAAUAUAAUCGAAAGGCAGGCAUGGCAGCCAUGUUGGUAUACAUAACAAGACAAGCUAACGAGAAAUCUUUGGUUAACGGUACACCAACAUGAUGGUGAUGAUGCCAAAUGCUAACCAAGAAUAGAGGCAUGGCAGCCAUGUUGGUAUACAUAACAAGAGAAGCUAACGAGAAAUCUUUGGUUAACGGUACACCAACAUGGCGGUGAUGAUGUCACAUGCUAACCAAGAACAGAGGCAUGGCAGCCAUGUUGGUAUACAUAACAAGACAAGCUAACGAGAAAUCUUUGGUUAACGGUACACCAACAUGAUGGUGAUGAUGCCAAAUGCUAACCAAGAAUAGAGGCAUGGCAGCCAUGUUGGUAUACAUAACAAGAGAAGCUAACGAGAAAUCUUUGGUUAACGGUACACCAACAUGGCGGUGAUGAUGUCACAUGCUAACCAAGAACAGAGGCAUGGCAGCCAUGUUGGUAUACAUAACAAGACAAGCGAACGAGAAAUCUUUGGUUAACGGUACACCAACAUGGCGGUGAUGAUGCCACAUGCUAACCAAGAACAGAGGCAUGGCAGCCAUGUUGGUAUACAUAACAAGAGAAGCUAACGAGAAAUCUUUGGUUAACGGUACACCAAUAUGGCGGUGAUGUCGUCACAUGCUGACCAAGAAUAGAGGCAUGGCAGCCAUAUGUUGGUGUUUAAUGUGUAAUAUUUUGUUUGGGUCUAAGUUGAAAUAAAUAAA
Actinia tenebrosa (Australian red waratah sea anemone) is the source of this 4030-nucleotide messenger RNA. RefSeq names its product allene oxide synthase-lipoxygenase protein. Gene Ontology annotation, biological process: lipid oxidation. NCBI's taxonomy places the organism in Eukaryota, Metazoa, Cnidaria, Anthozoa, Actiniaria, Actiniidae. The record is from RefSeq and is a predicted model, not a curated record. Gene Ontology annotation, molecular function: protein binding; oxidoreductase activity, acting on single donors with incorporation of molecular oxygen, incorporation of two atoms of oxygen; heme binding.